GGGUUGGAAACGAAGACGACGAGUAAACAAACAAACAAAAGACGGCGAUCGAAUCCGAAACGCUCGACCCCUUUCCCUUCUCUCACACGCAAGGGAGGUCGUCACAACAUUCCUUUCGUCGCAACUGGGAUCGGGUCACUCUGUCGACUCCACCUCCACCGACCAAACCACAACACACGACAACAGGCUGGACAUCGCCUUGAGGUCUAUCAUUCCGCAACUCUCCCUCUCACUUCUCGCCAUCACGUCAUCAGACGACCGGACAUAUUAGAGGUCUUGACGAGGUCAUACGUCUUGACGAUUCGGCCGUCGAGCUCCUGACGCCCGUGGACUUCCUUCUUCAUCUCAACCACCACACCAUAUCUCUACAUCCGUUUCUCCCACUCUACCUGCCAAUCGGACGACCAGGCGAUAGCCCCUCGCCAUGUCGACCAACGCUCGAAGGUCUCCACGAAACCAUGGGUCUACGGCGACGGCCAUGAGUCACCUUCCCACUAGCAACAACCACGUCAACAAUGUUGCAUCUUCCUCCAUGUCGACUUCCCGGCACCUAUCGUCUACUACUCGUAACCAGCCUAACGGGCAGCCAACUCCAUCGAGACCACGUUACUCGGGAUCCCCAAAGGAGACGAGGACUGUGGGUUCGACCAUCUCUCAUCAGGGCGCUCACGGCUACCUGUCUUCAAAUGGACAGGGAUCACACGCCCAUUCCCCUGUCUCGAUGGGUAUGACGGCGAGCGGGUUGGGGAUCGUUGGAGGAGGAGUGUCUAUGCAAGGCUCGUUGUCGGCUUCUGGUUCCGGAGCGAGCAGCAGCGUGAACAGUAACAACGCCGGUAACGGGAGCAUGCAGUCAGGAGGGAACCUUAAAUCAUCACCACAUGCGACUUCACAUCCUCAUCAUUAUUCACCUUAUCACACCCGAUCGACACCAAACUUGACGACCGGAAGCACGAGUGCGAGUUGUUCCCCCGUCCUCCUCAGUCCGGCCGGAAGCCCCGUGAUCGGUCCACCUGCAGGGAUACGGGACACUCACCAGCGCAAUUCACACAUCCAGAAAGAAACCGGUCUCCCAGAGAUCGUCGAGCCCAUCGUCUAUGGAUCGACGGGGGAAGCGAGGCCGGUCACGCCGAACAGGAAUCGAAGGUUCGGACCCGUCCUGUCAAAGAGCCCCGAGCGGGACCUCCCGGGUCCUGGAACGGGGACGGCCAAGUACAGGGCGGGUUUGUCGGUCGAAGGGAUCUUGAUGCAGAGCGGUGGGGCGGACAGAGUGAAUACGAACGCAAACGGGAUGAUAGGGCAGGGUGGAUUGACAGGGACGAGGAAUGGGGGCGCGAGAAAUGCCAAGGGGAAAGGCGUGGAUUAUGGUGAUAGGUUCAUCCCGCAACGCUCGAACAACGACUUGCACGCUUCCUAUACGUUGCUCCCGGAUGGCCCGGAAGCGACGUCAGGCUUUGUUCCGAGUGGGAUCUAUGGAGAAGGGUUGGCAGCGUCUGUUAUCGCUAGGCGAGCAGAGCUAGAGAGGAGCAAGAAGAGGUCGAUGAUGGUUGAAGGGGAUAGCAUCAGAGACGAGGCAGACAGGACGUAUUCAAACUUGCUAAAAUCGGAACUCUUCGGAUCGGGUCUGGUUGAUCGACCUACACCGACGCAUACCUCUUCGGCACCCAGUGUCCCUUCUCGCCAUACAGGUCCGAGUCAGCCGGCUGCAGGUCAUCAAGCUUCACAUAACGGAGACGGCCUGCUCGGGCCCAUUCCUGUCCAUUCACCUAGCACGCCCAGAACUUCUGCCGUUGGCGCCUUUGCGUCAGGAGGAUCGAGGAUAUCUCGGUCGACACCAGUUCAUGGCGAGCCACCCGUCACGCCGACCAAAAGACGUGUACUAGACUUUUCUUCGCCCACCUCGGCCAUGAAGUCCAGUCCCAACUCUCGCAGUGGGGGCGUCAAGGCUUCCCCGGGCAACAUAGGCCUAGGUCACAAGACCGCUACGGGAGUCGGCAUGGGUCUGGACGAUAUGUUGCACGAAAAGUAUAGCCUGAGUCCGAUGGGCAGGGAGAGCCAGAAACUGUUGUUAAGCACAAAAAAGUCGACAAGGUGGAUCAGCAAGACGCCGUUCAAGGUCCUGGAUGCGCCUGAGCUGGCCGAUGACUUUUACUUGAACUUGGUAUCUUGGUCAUCGAGUAACCUACUCGCCGUCGGUCUCAGGAGUUCAGUAUACAUCUGGACGGCUGCGACCUCGGACGUCUCUAGGUUGUGCGAUUUUGCAGACGGCGCUGGCAUGCACGAGACGAUAGACGAGGUGACAGGAUUAGAGUGGACGAAUAGGGGGAGUACCGUGGCUAUAGGCACGCGAGCUGGCAAGGUGGAAAUCUGGGACGCUGAAGCCAACCGACGGAUACGAACCAUGACCGGUCAUACUGGUCGAGUCGGAGCGCUCGCCUGGAACGGUCACAUACUGUCUACCGGAUCUCGAGAUCGUACUAUUCUACAUCGCGAUACCCGAGUGAGGGAACACUACAUAGAGACGCUCAAGGCGCAUCGUCAAGAAGUCUGUGGACUGAAGUGGAACCCCGCCACCAACCAGCUUGCUUCAGGCGGAAACGACAACAAGCUGUAUAUCUGGGACAGCACCAACCCGACGCCGCUUUACAAGUUCUCUCAGCACUGUGCAGCUGUCAAGGCGCUUGCAUGGAGCCCUCACCACAAUGGUCUGUUGGCGACGGGUGGAGGCACGGCCGACAAGAAGAUUAGGUAUUGGAACACGCUCACCGGCAACUUGCUCAGCGAAUGGGACACCGGGUCUCAGGUGUGUAACCUGAUGUGGGCCAAGAACUCGAACGAGAUCGUCUCGACGCACGGUUAUUCGGGCGGCUCUGUAUCAAACCAGAUUUGCCUUUGGAAGUACCCCAGCAUGAACCCGGUCGCCACGCUGACGGGUCAUACCCUGCGAGUUCUCUACCUCGCCAUGAGCCCCGAUGGGCAGACGAUCGUCACUGGUGCUGGAGACGAGACUUUGCGUUUCUGGAACGCCUUCCAAAAGGGAAGGAGCGGGGAAGCUCCCAGGGACGAAAUGGCGAGCGAAGAGGCCGUUGUCGCCUUGAGGGAAAAGAAGAGGGAAGAUAGCGAACUGAACCCUUUUGCGAGGAUCCGGUGAGAAGUCGGUCUUGAACCUUUAUGGGCUCGGGUCUGUUUGGGGGUUCCGGUAUAUGCCAGUUUCGUGGCCUCGGUUUUGUUCAUCUCCACGUCGUUCGAAUUUUGUCUAAGACGAUUCCCCUUGUUCGCUUUUGUAUCUUCGCUUAUCCCGCCCGAAAAG
Messenger RNA from Filobasidium floriforme, 3307 nucleotides. Its product is annotated as WD40-repeat-containing domain protein. Gene Ontology annotation, biological process: positive regulation of anaphase-promoting complex-dependent catabolic process; positive regulation of ubiquitin protein ligase activity; anaphase-promoting complex-dependent catabolic process. The coding region runs from base 425 to 3148 and encodes 907 amino acids. The record is from RefSeq and is a predicted model, not a curated record. Gene Ontology annotation, molecular function: protein binding; anaphase-promoting complex binding; ubiquitin ligase activator activity. Gene Ontology annotation, cellular component: anaphase-promoting complex. The transcript has 6 exons. NCBI's taxonomy places the organism in Eukaryota, Fungi, Basidiomycota, Tremellomycetes, Filobasidiales, Filobasidiaceae.